AUGAGUGACUAUUCAACUUCAACACACCAAGAAAGAAAAAAACAAUUCACUCCGAGAUUUUGUUUUUUGAAUAAUGCACCUGAAAUCACUUCAAGACACUUAGCAUGUCAAAAGCAAAAUCCAAUGACAAACCAGCGUACUAUCCUUUACACCCACGCUGAAUUUACAAGACCAAUUGCCCCUGACUGCCUACUGAGAUACUUCAAGUUGGAUAUUGAUAAUGUUGAAAUUACCGACGAUUGGGAAAGGUUUUGCCAAAGAUUUCCUGUUAGAACUGUCCCCUCCCUAAUUACCGCCGACGGCCAUAGAUAUUUUGAACAGAUGGCUGUUAAUCAUUAUUUAAUCAGGAAAAGUGGCCAAAAGGGGGAAAUUGAGCAACUCUUGGGAUCAAACGAUAAUUACGCUCUCCAAAGUGAAAUAAUAAUAAUGAUUUGUUCCUUCUGUACUUCCGAUUUUCUAAAUGCAUUCUGCUACUACUGCUUGCACGACUUAAAAACAAUACCAAUUGAUGAUGUAACAACGCGGAAUGCUCAAAAGAAGUUAGAAACCAUGUAUCCAUUGUUCGAGGAGAAGUUAACGAAACAUAAAUAUCUAACAGGUGAUGCGGUUACCUUGGCUGACUUAGUUAGUUCCUCGAGUUUUACACUUGGCUUCCAUUCAAUGUUUGAUAAGGAAUGGAGGGACCGGCACCAUUUGCUAGCUAAAUGGUACGAUAACAUGAUCCACUCAAAUUACAUGGCUUACCACUAUAGAGACUUCACUUAUGUUGAUAAGGCCCACAAAAUUGUUGAGCAGCCAUUACCUGCUGAUAUUAAAUAA
Naumovozyma castellii is the source of this 819-nucleotide messenger RNA. RefSeq lists its product as uncharacterized. The transcript has a single exon. NCBI's taxonomy places the organism in Eukaryota, Fungi, Ascomycota, Saccharomycetes, Saccharomycetales, Saccharomycetaceae. The coding region runs from base 1 to 819 and encodes 272 amino acids. The record is from RefSeq and is a predicted model, not a curated record.